GAGAGAAUCCGUGGCCACAGGUACCGUAGCCUAGGAGACCUGGAGAGAGACGUGAUGCUGCUCUUCCAGAAUGCACAGACCUUCAACCUGGAGGGCUCCCUGAUCUACGAGGACUCCAUCGUGCUGCAGUCCGUGUUCACCAGCCUGAGACAGAAGAUCGAGAAGGAGGAGGACAGCGAGGGGGAGGACAGCGAGGAGGAGGAGGAGGAGCUGGACGAAGGCUCUGAGUCCGAGUGUGAGUCUCUGUCCUCCGCUGCCCGCUCGGUGAAGGUCAAGAUCCGCCUGGGCCGGAGGGAGAAGGGCGGUGAGCGAGGGAAGGGGCGGAGGCGUAUGGGCCGAACCCGGGCCAAACCUGUCGUGAGCGACGACGACACGGAAGAGGAGCAGGAGGAGGAACGUUCUCCCAGUGCUACUGAUGAGGAGACCUGAGGGGGAGGAGAGGAGUAGGAGAGGAGGGGGAGACCUGAGGGGGAGGGCGCAGAAACUAAUUCCAAGCACCACUGCAACUUUCCCUUAAAUCCAUUUUUAAGCUUUAAUCAACUCCAUUUAUGCACUUUUAAUCCACAUUUCAAAAAAGAAGAUGGAAAUAGUCUUAUAUCUGAAAUAAGGGAAUCUUCCCUACUGACCAAUGUUAACAUGCACUGAAUUGCAUUUUGACAUGGAUAACAACAUAUUGCUUGAAGUGGAAAAAUAGGUCAACUGUUCCUUGAAGUCAAUAUUAUCAUCCAAGACAUUUUACGAAAAAGUUGAUGUCGCAACAGUUGGUACCAAUAGAUAUAGUAUGGUCAGUGUACGUUUUCUCUUGGGGGUGAGUCCGAGUGUUUAUCCUUACAGGGGCUCUCUAUUUGAGUAGGAAGUGUACAUGUUGGCGCGUGAAGAAGGUUGGAUUGAUGACUUGGCCCACUUUAGCAAGUAUGUUUCCCGAACCCACUGAGUUUUAAUCGAGGUGAUUCCAUUUCACCCUCAAAAACACCACAACAACAUAUUUUGGUAAACAACAUAAUGCUGCUGACUAGUCUUAUAACUAUAUUCUUCCUAUAUAAGCUUAUAUUGAUGUUGAAUGUAUGAAUCAUUCAUUGGGUUAUACAUUUAAUAUUCAUUGUGAGGUAUUGUAAAAGUUUAUUUUUCAAUAUUGUGCAGUAUUUGUAUUGCAUCUUAAUUUUUUACCUGGCAAAACUCAAUUGCUGCGUGACCUUUCCAUUUGUUGGCACUUUCGUGUUCUUGUUUUGAAGCAAAGAACCAGAGAGACAGUUGUUCUUCUCUGUUUACAGGCCUUCUGCGGCACUAGCGUGUUAGAUAUACGGCUGUAGCUUCUGUUUCUAAAACGCAUGUGUACGUGCGUGCAGGUGUGCGGACGUGUGCAAGCCUAGAACUCAA
Osmerus eperlanus (European smelt) is the source of this 1377-nucleotide messenger RNA. Its product is annotated as transcription activator BRG1-like. Lineage: Eukaryota; Metazoa; Chordata; Actinopteri; Osmeriformes; Osmeridae. Gene Ontology annotation, molecular function: chromatin binding; protein binding. The transcript is spliced from 4 exons. The record is from RefSeq and is a predicted model, not a curated record. Gene Ontology annotation, biological process: chromatin remodeling; transcription elongation by RNA polymerase II. The annotation marks the transcript as partial. Gene Ontology annotation, cellular component: RSC-type complex.